Molecule: messenger RNA, 3371 nt
Organism: Syngnathoides biaculeatus (alligator pipefish)
Lineage: Eukaryota; Metazoa; Chordata; Actinopteri; Syngnathiformes; Syngnathidae
Gene: pag1
Product: phosphoprotein membrane anchor with glycosphingolipid microdomains 1
Exons: 8
Coding region: 487-1761 (424 amino acids)
Biological process (GO): intracellular signal transduction; negative regulation of T cell activation
Cellular component (GO): plasma membrane; membrane raft
Source: RefSeq, a predicted model, not a curated record
CUGACGGUCUUCAACACCACGGACGCCUUACCGGGGGCCGCCAUGUUUGUUUUCACCUUUCACCUCCGGGGAAAAGAAGGCGCUCUCCGUGGCGUGCUUCGUAAAAGAGCCAACAGGGGGCGCCAAAUAACAAGCAAAAGACUACAUAACCCACAAUGCACUGCGGCGCCAAGGCCCUCCCUCAUUGGCUGUCUCCGCUCCCCGGCUCGGGCAGCGCGCCGUUGGCGGGGCAGCAGCGGAGCUCAGUCGGCAGCGGCAGAGGAGGGAAGAGUCGGCGGUACCGGCGGUGACGGCGACUCUCGCGUCCACUGGAGAAAUGUACGCAGUUUGAAGACAACCACAGGCAACACGGCAAUUUUAAACCGGGACACGACAUCGGGACGACGUGUAACGGAGCGACACCACGCAUUGAGGAAGCCCCUCCGUGGAAGACCCUCGCGAGCUGGCGCCAGUCCGAUGUCCUCGCCUGCCCUGGUGUGAUGCGUCAUGGCCCCCGUGCUGACUGGCGUGUGGUGGGGGCCGGAGGCCGCCGUGGUCGGCGCGGGGGGUCGGGCGGCGGCCCGGCUGGGCGUCUCCGGCGCCGGCGCCCAUCUCGUCCCCGCGGUGGCCCUCAGCGUCCUGGCCGCCCUGGUGCUGGUGUCCGUCUUGCUGCUGCUGUGCACGAGCUGCCGUGGGCAGAAGAAAGCAAUCACCGGACAUCCGGCAGGAGACCGGGUGGACCUCAUGGAUGCGACGUCAGAUAAAGAGACGGUCAGCCAGUCGGCCGACAGUCCGGUGACAGACGUUUGCGCCAGCGGCUCCCGCAACGGCCCUUUUACCAGCGGUACAAUCCUCACAGACACGCGGGCCAGCAGCCCUCACCCGUCAGAGGAGAUCCCGUCCAGCCAGUCGGAGAACCGGUCCUCCAAGUGCCCGCAGGGCCGCGAGCUGCCCAGCAUCCCGCCCAGCAGCUCCCUGGUCAGGGACGCCGUCCCGCCGACCUCGGGGGACAGCACCUAUGAGGUCGUGAAAGACAUGUCGACGGCGUCCCGAGACGUCAGCGUGGAGGACUCCCUCUACGAGACAGUCAAGGAACUGAAAGACCCCCCGAAGAACCUGCGCCUCCCCAACGGUACCGCCGGCCCUUCUCCCGCUCACGCCCCCCCUCCCCCUCCUCACCCCCCCUCCCUCGUCAACGGCCACGCGGGCUGCCCCCGCACGCCAGAGUACGCCUCGGUGAACCGCAGCAAGAAGAGCCGCUUCAGCGCAGACCUGGAGGCCAAGCGGCGUUCGGAGGACGGCGGCGGCGGCGUUCCGUCUCCCGGGUCCGGGGAAGAACCCGAGGACGCGCCGCCGCCGCUGCCGGAGAAGGUCCUGGAUGAGAACGACAACCAGCCCGCGCUGACGAACGGACACGCCGGGGCGGAGCUGCGCAACGGGAAGUCUUGCGCGUACCCGUCUGCGGGCAGAACAACCGCGGGGGACGGCAGCGUGACCCGCGAGGACAAGGAGCACGACUACAGCAGCAUCGCCGAGCUCAAAGGCCUGAUCCCGGCCGGGUCGUCGGGGGACCUGUACGCCAGCGUGAGGGACGUCUACGCCCACCCGGCGGGGGACGCCGCCCAGGAUGCCGCCGACCCGGGCUACGAGAGCAUCCGCGUCCCAAAGACAGCCGGCGGCUCGGACGAGGAGCGCAGGGAGGGGAUCGGGGCGGAGGGGUCGGAACCCGACUACGAGAGCGUGGGGGAGUUGGGUCUGGGUCGGGAGAUGUCUCGCCUUUGAGCAACCGAUCGUCAUUUAUCAUCAUCAUCAUCUUGCGGACUGGGGAACGUGUUCGGGGACACUUUGGGUGAAUGUCGUCGGUACUAACACCCACCUGGUGGUCGCAAAUACCUCCGGGUGACGUAUCACCCCACGCGUGAAAAAUCUUGAAGAAAAGUUGAAUGUUCCGGAGACGAUUGCAGAUUUAAAGAGGACUCGCGGGGAAAAGGUUUCCGCACGCCGUUCGGAUAAGAACGCAAACCCGCGGCGAGACAUUCGGUCGUUUCAUAUCAUCUGCAUUCAUCCGUUCAAGAUCCAAAUCUUGAGUUGCGUCCCCACGUGGGGGGGGGGGGGGGCGCAGAAUUUGCACCUACCUUCGAGGGCACACCCAAAGCACUUAGUUUCAAAGAUACCAAAUUUUGAGUUUUGUUCCAUUUCUGGGGGAGUACCCUUCCAGACCCCGCCUGCCAAGACCACACCCUUACGUUUGAGUCGGGGGGGGCACCUUUGAGAAACCGUCCCACACGUCAACCUCUGAUGACCCACCCGUCCCACCAACCUGGGCCCACCUUAAAAUACACAGAGUUCUACCCUUCAAGGACCCACCCUACACGCCGACCUUUGAGGACUUUACCCCUCCCACCGAUCUGGGUCCUCCCCCCCAAAAUUUGCGUCGAAGGAACGGACUUCCGAGUUGCCACCCAACGCAACCGCCAUCCAAAACCCACUCUCGCCACCAACCUUCAAGCUAUCGUGCAAAGAUUUUAACCCUCAAAUGCGCGCGGCUACACGCUAGCAAACGUCACCCAGGUCCCUGCAGAUAACGGCGGCGGCGCUUCAAGUAGCUUAACGGCCUUUAGCAAGUCCCCCCCCCCCCCCCCCCCCGCUGUCCCGUGCGGACAUUUUCUUGUGAAUCUGCUAUUUAUUUUGCAAAUAUGUGCCAAUGUGAAGGUGUGCCUGCCAAGAAAAAGAAGAAAAUUCCCUUUUGGAGUCCCCCCCCCCCCAAGUUUCUAGCGCUUUUACAUACGGGAAAACAUUCGGUACACGUUACCUUGACUUUUUGACGACUUCAUCCAGCGCGGACGUGACGACAGAUUCAAACAUUCGUAUCAUUAUCAACGCGGGCGAUUUGGAUGUGAUCUUGCGGUACAUUUACAUCGUCUUCGCUUCCUUGACGGCGUCGAGGCACUAGGUUUAUAAUGGCGGUACAGUAUUUUUUCCCCCUCUCCUUUGCACAAUUUCAAUAUCUUAACGCUUAAAUGUAUAGUAGCACAAAAAUACUUAAUACAGAGCACUAUUUUAACCCAGCUUUACCCGCAGGAAUAUUUUGCGUUUAUGCAUAUUUAUCCUUUUAUUUUUUUUUUUUUAUCGAAAAAGCACUGAUGGACAUGUACAAACGGCGUCGUCCAAUGGCUAGUCAUCUUGCUUCUAGCUAGUAGCCAAUCAAAUGUCAAGAAAAAAAAUGGUACAGCGUCUUGGUACGUUUUAUUUCUGUGGUACUUUUAUUUAAAAAAAAAAAAUUGAAUUACACAUUUGUUGUGAUGAUGUUUUGUGCAAAUAUCAAGCGAUUCCCCGUAUGUAUGUUUUUUUUUUUAAUUGUUAAGACUUGUGGCUGUUUAAAUAAAAAUCUU